Caenorhabditis elegans is the source of this 860-nucleotide messenger RNA. It is a transcript of the gene spp-30, whose product is annotated as Saposin B-type domain-containing protein. The transcript has 4 exons. The record is from RefSeq and is marked reviewed. Lineage: Eukaryota; Metazoa; Nematoda; Chromadorea; Rhabditida; Rhabditidae. Bases 118 to 471 code for a protein of 117 amino acids.
GCGUGAUAUUGUUUGAAAUUCUUUUUUAUUUUCUGGGCUGUGUAACAGCUAAUUCCAAAACACGAUUGAAACUUUUGGUGGGUCCACUUUCACUUUAAUCACUAUAACAAUCAUAAAAUGAAACUGGUAAUCCUUCUUUAUUUGAUACUAUUAGCUUGCUUUACGAAGAUGAGUUGCACAUCAAAACCAAUUGAUAAUUGUACAUACUGUGUAAAUGUUCUCAAAUGUGUAUUUGGCCAUUUUGGAAAAAGUGUGAAGAGCAAAAGGCAAUUGGGGAAUAAGCUUGUAGCCACUUGCAAACGAUAUUCACAGUAUCGAAGUAGAUGUAUUCGUGUUGUGAAAUCAAACUUGCUUUUAAUCUUUGACAACAUGCAACCAGAAAAGUACGAUCCGGUUCAAACGUGCAUUGAGCUUCAGGAGUGUGCUCCAAGUUCUCUCGCCUCUGACACCAUUUCAACUUCCGAUAAGUAAAGAAUAAAUUCUUGAUCAUCAAGAGAGUUUGGUUUAAAGUUCAUUAUUUUCACGAUAUUUUUAUUUUUAUGCUAGACUCGAUAUUCUUUCUAUUCAUGUUAUGUUUCUUCUUGUCAUUCAUAUCUCAUCACAUACUUCCCCCAGAAAUCUUUCUCCUCCACUCGAGAUUGUGUACAAGACGCCGGGAAUAAUGAAAAAUAAAAGCGGUUUCCAAAUAUAAUUAUCAAAAUAGAGCACAAUUCCAGGGCUGGUUCGCCACAUCGAGACCCUCCGGGUUUGAGAAUUGUCUUCCAUUUUGCCUAAUGUUUUUGGUUGACUAUGUAUGUGAUCACAGAAUUACAAGUGUUUUGUUUCCUUUUCCUUUCCCAUUUCCCCUAUAAAAUAAACAA